AUGACGAAAGAUGAACUUCAAAGUUCAUUGGAAGCUCAUGAACAAAGGAUGGACGAAAGAGGAAACGAUAAAGCCAAAGCGGAAGUUGCUUUGCAAGCCCGUUUCAACGAGAAGAAUAAGAAAUCGAAAGGGAAAUGGCCUUUUAGAGGAAAGAAAAAUUUCCAGAAUUUUGAUGAAGAAGAGUCACAAAAUUCAAGGAAAGGUGAGGGCAGUUCCAAAGGUGGUGGUCAAGACAACUACAGGCCGUUCGACAAAAGUACCAAGAUGUGUUACAAUUGUCAAAAGCUUGGGCAUUUCGCAAGAGAGUGUAUAGCGAAACCAAGGGAGAAUCAUGCGAAUGAGGCUAAGGUUUCUAGGCAAGACGUGGAUUAUGAUAACACGGUUCUUGUAAUGAUCACGAAAGAGAACUAUGGCAUUAAAGAGGUGCAGGACAACAACUGUGACAAGAGGAAGUUGUUGGGCAGCAACUAUUGCAGUGCAGAAAAAUCUGCAAUAACGCAUUCGGAGAAAAGCGCAAUGGUAACAGUUCGAGAUGGAGGCCAAGGGAGAAAUGAGUGGUACUUGGACUCAGGUUGUUUGACACAUAUGACGGAAAGAAAGGAUUGGUUCGUGAAGAUCAAUCAAGCCACGCGAAGUAGGGUGAAAUUCGCGGAUGACACGACAUUAGCGGCCGACGGUAUCAGUGAUGUUUUGAUCAUGAGAAGGGAUGGUGGUCAUUCCUUGAUCAAAGAUGUGCUGUACAUUCCAGGAAUCAAGUGUAAUCUCUUGAGUAUUGGCCAAUUGCUUGAGAGGAAUUACAUGAUUCAGAUGGAGAACAAGGUUUUGCGCGUUUUGGACCAAAACGGUGUUUUGAUCCUUAAGGCUUCUAUGGCUGCCAAUAGGACUUUCAAGAUUGAGUAG
Messenger RNA from Cicer arietinum (chickpea), 900 nucleotides. The record is from RefSeq and is a predicted model, not a curated record. Lineage: Eukaryota; Viridiplantae; Streptophyta; Magnoliopsida; Fabales; Fabaceae.